This is a messenger RNA of Anopheles merus, 2646 nucleotides long. RefSeq names its product G-protein coupled receptor Mth2-like. The coding region runs from base 302 to 1837 and encodes 511 amino acids. Gene Ontology annotation, biological process: G protein-coupled receptor signaling pathway; cell surface receptor signaling pathway. NCBI's taxonomy places the organism in Eukaryota, Metazoa, Arthropoda, Insecta, Diptera, Culicidae. The record is from RefSeq and is a predicted model, not a curated record. Gene Ontology annotation, cellular component: membrane. Gene Ontology annotation, molecular function: G protein-coupled receptor activity. The transcript has 7 exons.
UGUGCUUCAAAUUCUGUGUGGUCGAGCAAGUUGAGAACAAUACUACUGUGUGUGUAUGUACCAUUCAAUUCCCACUUUCUGAAACAUCUUCUCCUCGCAGUGUUUGGGAGAAAGUGAUUAGCCAGUGUGUGGAUUUUUGGUUGUUGUUGCUCGUUUUCUUCUACCUUGCUUUCUUCACAAACGGACAUUCGAUAACUCUCUGUACACAAUCGUGGCAGAUACAACCAUUGCAGUGCUAAUCGGAACGUGGUCCACACAAGUCGGUGGAUGGUGAAGAAGUGCGUUGUAAAAAGUGUGUGUGAUGCAGCUCUACAGUCGGUUCUAUGCUGAAAUGAUCUUGAUCAUUUACUGUGCAAUCAUUUCAAUUGAAGUCAUCCACGGUGACCAUUUGGAUCCUUUCGAUUGUCCCGCUGCAGAACGGAUCGAUCUAACGGAGGGUGUCCCAGAUCCCCAAGGUUCUAUUCGAUUCGCCGGGAAUGUUUAUCCGUCCGAGAACUACACCCAACGCUCGGACCACAACCAUCGCUACAGCUGCGUGUGUGCCGUGCGCAAGUGUGUGUACGUGUGUUGCUAUCACAUUAAUCGAACGGAAUGUGAACAAUCGGCCCUGCCCUUAAAUCGAACCAGCCUAAACCGAGCGAGCUGGAGCGACGUGGACUUGCUGGAGGAGGUUGAUCUACGGGAGAGCAGCGAGUACUGGCUGAUCUAUGCGACGCCACCGGCCUGGAGCAGCAUGCCCGGCUACUCGCUACAGAUCGCGGGCCACGAAGGUGAACUUAUUAAUGAUGGAAGCUUUGCGUAUGGGGCGAAAGUGUACGCGAGCAGAACGUACUGCAUAAAUCCCGCCGAAGAUUCGACGCCGCACGUGUGGAUAAUGGAAACGGACGAGCAUCUGGAGGUGCACCGGUGGCAUUCGCUGGGUAUGAUCAUCUCCAUACCGUUUCUCGUAGCAACGUUGAUCGUGUACGCUCUUAUACCGGACCUACGUAACAUCCCUGGGAAGUCGCUGAUGUGCUACGUCUUAAUGCUGAUGGUUAGCUAUCUGGCACUGAUACUGAUCAAGCGCAGCGUGUUCGAUGGUUCACCCGAUUGGUGUACGGGCAUCGGGUACGCGUACUACUUUUCGGUAAUGUCAAGCUUCUUCUGGCUCAAUUUGAUGGCGUUCGACAUCUUCUGGACGUUCGGUGGCAGGCGACGACGGACGACUGAUCAGGGGAAAUUUCUACUGUACUGCUGCUACGGGUUUGGCAGUCCGUUGAUCUUCCUCGCGAUCGCACUGGUGGCGGAUCAUACCGAUCUGAUGUAUACGAGCCUGCGUCCAGGGUUCGGAGAUGGCCAGUGUCUUUUUAAGGGAGAGCAAUUUGUAUCAUUUUUGUAUCUGUACCUUCCGUUGGUGCUGCUGGUGAGUGCCAAUCUGUUCUUCUUCAUCAGCACUGCGGCAAAGAUCAACAGCAUAGAGCGCACUACAGCGGCCGCUCUUCAAGAAGAGUCGGGACGACACAGCAAGUAUACGAACGAACGAAAUAGAUAUGGCCUGUACGUCCGACUGUUCGUAGUGAUGGGUGUAACAUGGACGUUUGAGUUCAUUACCUGGUUCGCUGACGCGCAGAACUGGCUAGUGUAUGCGACGGACGUUUGUAACUGCAUCAGCGGUGUGUUUAUUUUCUUCCUGUUUGUGUGGAAGCGCAAAGUGUGGAAGUUGCUGCAACAGAGGCUUAGCGGUAAGGAAGUGCAAAAACGCAACCAGGCACUGUUUUCGGUGAGCGGUACGAGAACCACUAGCUUGGCACCGGGCCGCAAACUGUCCACCUUAAAGAUGGAUACUUCCAGUUUCUAGUGGUGUUUAGAAGUGAAUUUUUUUCGGUUCCCAUUUUCAUGCCAAGUGCCACGAAAGUGGAGGUAAAUAGAGUAGAUCCGUUGUAUGCUUUGUUUUGUGUUAUGAGCUAAUACCUUGUAUUCGAUUUAUUGAACAACAGUUAAUCGUCAAGAUAUCACCAGGACCUCAAUUUUGAAGGCACAUAGAAUGAUCGAAUGUGUAAGGUACAUUUACAAUUACAAACUGUUUCGUAGCCUUAAUUAAAAAAAAAAUAUUCAUUAUCAAAAAAUUCAUAAGAACAGUUAGCAUUUCAGCUAAAAUUUCAAGCUAUGAAUCCUCAAUUGCUUACUAUGAAUCCUCAAUUGCGUAGCCUUAAUUAAAAAAAAAAUAUUCAUUAUCAAAAAAUUCAUAAGAACAGUUAGCAUUUCAGCUAAAAUUUCAAGCUAUGAAUCCUCAAUUGCUUACGAAGUUUUAAAUUUGUAUGGAAUUGCAUGACCAACGAUCGUCAAUAAUCGACCAUAGUGCACUGUUUGAUGUUUGAGCUAUUCUCCACUAGGUGACGCCACCAUAGGACAUGCAUCCACACCUUGGACAGUGCAAUUCACAGUUUUUGAAGUAGAAUUUCUUUGUGAACGCGUACAGAAACAUGAAGUGCAUUCUUUCAUCUUGCUUUUAAUUUAUUAUCAACGUGAUGAGGUAUAGAUUCAUAAAAAUAAACGUAAGCAAACAUCAUGCCUAUUGACUGCUUAAUUUGCUGGCAAACACAAUAGCAGCAGUUAACUAUUUAAAAGUAUAUUUCUAGCCCGUUCGGUUAUGUUUACCAAAACAAA